This is a messenger RNA of Rubroshorea leprosula, 1018 nucleotides long. NCBI's taxonomy places the organism in Eukaryota, Viridiplantae, Streptophyta, Magnoliopsida, Malvales, Dipterocarpaceae. The record is from the annotation of a GenBank genome assembly.
CUCUCUCUCUCUCUCUCUAACAUGCAGAGACAAUCUCUUGGCUUUCCAGUCUCCAAGCUCCACAGCCAUAGAGGAGACGAUACUAUUGUAGCUGAAGAUCCGAGAUGCAGAGUUGCGGAAGACGAUGAUGACAACAGCAAGCGCAAGGCAACCAAGCUUCGCCGGUUGUCGUUCUCACCGUCGUCGUCUCUGCCGUCGCUGUCGACUUCCACGCCUAAGAAGUUUAUUCACCUUAUUCCAGUUCUCACUCUUCUCUGCUUCCUCAUCCUCUAUCUCUCCGCUCACGCUCCAUCUCAAUCAGGUCUAUGUGCUCAGAAUCUACUAGGCAUCAUUUUUCAAAGGAGAUUUAAUUCUUACCAUUGACUUUUUUGUUUUGUUUUGAUUUUUUUGGUUUAGAUUUGGCUCAUUUUGCUCAAUUCAAGCGUUCCUCUAAGCAGCUAGGUAUAAUGCAGCUUCAAUUCUGCUUUAUUUUCUCUCCUUUUUCCCGUUGAUUUCAGAUUUUCAGUAUUUCUUGUCUUUUUUUUGUUAUUUGUUUUAUUUUAUUUUAUUUUCUCUUCUCCUUUUCAGUUUUGUAAUUGGCGUUGGAUUGCUUUUCUAUUCGUAAGUGCCAUUUUUCCAAUUAAUUGAAGCUAUAUUUCAUUUGUGUAUGUGGUCAUCAUUACAUCUAUAGGUUCCCCAAUUGAGCAACUUAGGUGUUGAAUUAUCAACUUGGUGUACCUACCCCUGGUAAAUUUAGAUGCAGCAUGAUGUAUUGGUGUUUGUUUAUAUAGGCCAAUCUUAUUCCUUGUGGCAUAAUCAUUUUUUAGAAGUCAAUUACUUUGAACAAAGGCAUUUUCCACACUUUUUGGGUUAAGUAUAGGAUACUCUUUUUCUUGAUCAGAAAGAGAACUGCUUGGUACUUCAUGAUUCCUUCUGUAUAUUCUAUUCUUAUGUUUAUUGUAAUAAUGUUCUCUCUCUACUUCAAUCUUAUGGGAUAUUUUAAUAUUUGAUUUUCUUAGAAUGAAAUUCAAUUUAAAUG